AUGCGCUCCUUCGUCUCAGUAUCCGCUCUUUGCACCAUCCUAUUCGGCCUCGUUGCCGCUCAGACCUCGAAAAGCCCAAACACCUGUGAAGCUCAGAAUAUCCUCGAAGCUUGUCUGCAAUCGACCCAAGCCCUUCUCAAAACCUGCGUACCCAAUGACUGGCAAUGUCUCUGCACGCAGUACACCAAUGUCUUAACCUGCUACAACAACUGCCCCAACGACUCGGGCAGACACGGCACUGAGUCCUCCAAAAUUGCCAACUGCAACGCUGCCUCGCAAUUCGCGACGACACCCACUGCCACCCCCACCCAAUCUCCUACCUCCUCAGACUCCGGCGCUGAGCCUACAGGCUCAUCCAGCGCGUCGAGGACUGCAUCUGGCACCACAGCGCAGACUUCUUCAGCGACACAGACACCGAACGCGGCAGCGGCCGUUGGCGGUGUGAGUAUGGGAAUGGGAGGCAUUGCUGGGCUUCUGGUUGCUGGCAUUGGGUAUAUGGUGUAG
Molecule: messenger RNA, 504 nt
Organism: Paracoccidioides brasiliensis Pb18
Exons: 3
Coding region: 1-504 (167 amino acids)
Source: RefSeq, a predicted model, not a curated record